Molecule: messenger RNA, 1367 nt
Organism: Lutra lutra (Eurasian river otter)
Lineage: Eukaryota; Metazoa; Chordata; Mammalia; Carnivora; Mustelidae
Product: CMRF35-like molecule 1
Exons: 3
Coding region: 44-595 (183 amino acids)
Cellular component (GO): plasma membrane
Molecular function (GO): transmembrane signaling receptor activity
Source: RefSeq, a predicted model, not a curated record
GGGCAUCAGCUGAGCACCAGGUGGACAACCCAGGCAGCAGGAUAUGUGGCUGCUCUUGGUUCUCUUCCUUCCUGUCGUCCAAGGCUCAUCUGCUCUCAGAGCAGUGUCCAGUGCAGUGAGUGGCCCACUGCGGGGCUCACUGACCGUACAGUGUCGCUAUGAACCCGGGUGGGAGACCUACCAUAAGUGGUGGUGUCAAGGAGCCAAGUGGAGUGACUGCCAUAUCCUCGUUCAAACCGAUGGAUCAGAGCGGGAAGCGAAGGGUGACCGAGUGUCCAUCAAGGACAACUGGAAAUCGCGCACAUUCACCGUGACCAUGGAGGACCUCAGGUGGAACAGUGCAGACACUUACUGGUGUGGGAUCGAGAAGUCUGGAACGGACCUUGGGGUUGAUGUUACAGUGACCAUUGACCCAGUGACCGUGCAGUGUCACUACGGCCCGGGUUGGGAGACCUUCGUGAACUCAUGGUGUCCGGACACUGAUUUGAACAGCUGCCGCAUCCUUGUUCAAACCACCGGACCUGAGCUGAGGAAGAACCAGCUGUCCAUCAAUCAGAAGAAGCGCACGUUCUCCAUGGCCAUUUGGGGCGAGUGAAACAAAUUUUGCGAACAAUCAGCUGUUGUUCUGACGAGCUGCUGCCCAGAAAUUUUAUAGUAAGGCAACCCUGCUCACCCCCGAAAUAUAGAGUUUAGAAAAGGCUCUAAUCUUAGAACUCCUCCUUUGGUUUUCUUGAUGCACAUUUCGAAAUAACCACUUGGAGUUGAGCCCAUGAAAAAUCAGUGACCUCUGUCCCGACCACGGUGUAAGUAAGAGGACCUGCCACCCUGCUCUGGGGCUCCUGCUCCUCCGUGGUCUGGGAUGGAGGACCGCCCUUCCCAGUCUCACUGGGCACCUCUCCCCUACAGUUGUAAGCAAUAAACUUAGUGAUUCUCUUUCCUUUGUGUGGUUGUAUUGAAACUGUGCCUUCUAUUAAAAUGACCUUGGGUGCUUCAUGUCCCCAAAAUGGGAGGCUGCCUGUGGAGGGAGCUCCCUGCACACCCAUGUGGGUGGCAUUUGCCUCCUCAUUCAGCAGGUUGUUCAGCUUAUUCUUAAUUCAGUACACCAGCACCAUCUUCUACACACACCGUGGAGGAACUCAGGCGUUGGAUGCAGACAUGUCCCAGUGUGGGAUUAGGAGACCAGAGCUGACUGUGUGUCCAAGUGAACCUGCCCGUUGACCCAGGGAAACAUUCUUCUUUCGUGCACCACUUGCCGUCUCCUUGGCAAGAGGGAGCUAGUGAAAUACUGAGCAGGUUUGCAAACUUUUAUAUUUAUUUGUGGAUUUUUAGAAAAGGGAAUUUAAAAAGUACGCAGAAUGUAAAAUAAA